GUGGUUACGUAUGCAAAAAAUCUAGUUUUACUUUGCAAUCUUGUGCGUCUAUCUAGGCUUACACUCCUACUACGUAUCAUCAUUAUUUUCGUUUUCUUAACUGUAUUUUAAGUCAUGUGACAUAUUUAUAAAACGAUCACUAAAAGAACGAGAGCGUCUGAUAUUGGAAGUAUAUUAUCUCGCCGUGUCCGUUACUCUCCAUUGUAAUGCUCAUAACAAGAGAUAACCCCCCCGCUGGGGGUCGCGAGCGCUUUGCAUCAGCCACAUCCAGAUAUGGGACCGACACCUUUGCCGAUUUUGGGAAACUUGCUAUCCGUUGCUUUUAACUUGAGGUCAAAGAUACCACAUCAUACUCUAUGGCGCCGCUGGGCAAACCUGUAUGGGAACCUGCUGGGUUUGAGACUGGGUCUCAUCAAUGUUGUCAUUGUUUCGGGGAAGGAUUUGAUAAAGGAGGUGUCAACUCGUGAAGUUUUUGACGGGAGACCCGAUGGAUUUUUCUUCAUGAUGAGAUCGUUCGGUAAAAAGCUCGGAAUCGUUUUCAACGAUGGAACCUCUUGGAGCAAGACAAGGCGCAUUGUUCUAAAAUAUUUAAAAAGCUUUGGUUACAACACACGUUUCAUGGAAAACUACAUAAGUGAGGAGUGUAGAGAACUUGUCAAGUUGAGAACAAACGACGCCGGGAGGCCGAUACUAGUGAAUAACAUGUUUAAUAUUACGAUUGUCAAUAUACUGUGGAGGCUCGUCGCUGGGAAAAGAUACGAUUUAGAAGACAAAAAGUUGAAAUUUCUAUGUGACCUGAUAAUGAGGCUGUUUCGUGCCGUAGACAUGAGUGGGGGCAUUCUGAACUUCAUGCCGUUUAUGAGGCAUGUGUUCCCAGGCCUAUCGGGAUACAAAGAAUUAAGCGGCAUACAUAAAGCUCUUCAUGAAUUCUUGAAGGAAACCAUACAACAACAUGAACAAAGCAUCGACGUCAACAACCCUCGUGACGUCAUUGACGCCUUUCUCAUUGAAAAAAUGGAAUGCAAAGAUCAAUUCUUUACAGACGAAGAACUUCAAGUUGUCUGCCUAGAUCUCCUAGAAGCUGGCAUGGAGACAGUUUCCAACACCGCGGUAUUCAUGCUGCUGCAUAUAGUCUUGAACGAUGAUGUACAGCGGCGGCUGCAUGACGAAAUUGAUGACGUCAUCGGUCCUCUCAGACCACCUGCACUCAGCGAUAGAGCCAGGAUGGUGUACACCGAAGCAGUAUUACUGGAGUCCUUACGAAUAUCAAGUGUCGCAGCCAUGGGCAUCCCGCAUAUGGCCCUUGAAGACGCGCGGCUCGGCAAUUACAUUAUACCCAAGGGGACAUUCAUUCUGUUGUCUAUGUAUGAUCUGCAUAAUGGUACGCAUUGGAAGGACCCCGACACAUUCCGACCAGAGAGGUUCAUCACUAAAGAAGGAAAUCUUAUUCAAGACGAGUCGCUUAUGCCUUUUGGAACAGGAAAGAGACGUUGCAUAGGGGAAGGGUUAGCUAGAUCGGAACUGUUUAUGUUCCUUACGCAUAUUCUGCAAACGUUUCAUAUCAAGAUACCAGAAGGGGAUACGAUGCCAUCUAUUGAACCUAACGACGGACUCUCGCUAUCCGCCAAACCAUUCCGAGUCAUUUUUGAAAAAAGAAAUUAGCUCUUGUCAUUUGUUCUAACGGCCUAUACUUGAUGAAUGGAAUAACACUGAUUUGGUUCUUGUGAAUGGAAAGACGGUUUUAUAAUUAAAUAUCGUUAGUUCUUGC
Helicoverpa zea (corn earworm) is the source of this 1768-nucleotide messenger RNA. It is a transcript of the gene P450, whose product is annotated as farnesoate epoxidase-like. Lineage: Eukaryota; Metazoa; Arthropoda; Insecta; Lepidoptera; Noctuidae. The transcript is spliced from 9 exons. Gene Ontology annotation, biological process: xenobiotic metabolic process. The record is from RefSeq and is a predicted model, not a curated record. Gene Ontology annotation, molecular function: oxidoreductase activity, acting on paired donors, with incorporation or reduction of molecular oxygen, reduced flavin or flavoprotein as one donor, and incorporation of one atom of oxygen; iron ion binding; heme binding. Gene Ontology annotation, cellular component: cytoplasm; intracellular membrane-bounded organelle. Bases 274 to 1662 code for a protein of 462 amino acids.